Molecule: messenger RNA, 4977 nt
Organism: Salmo salar (Atlantic salmon)
Lineage: Eukaryota; Metazoa; Chordata; Actinopteri; Salmoniformes; Salmonidae
Gene: zmy11
Product: Zinc finger MYND domain-containing protein 11
Biological process (GO): regulation of signal transduction; regulation of transcription elongation by RNA polymerase II
Cellular component (GO): nucleus
Molecular function (GO): transcription corepressor activity; DNA binding
Source: RefSeq, a predicted model, not a curated record
AAACAGAAGAGGACGUGUCAAAUCGUAAUUCCACCACUAGAGUUCUCCUGUGUAAAAAUCUGUCCUGCUCUUUUAAUGUUGGCGCUGUGUUUACCUCUCCCCAAUCCUGUGCUGUGUGGCCAGGCCAGCUGGACGUAAACCUGACCAUAAUUCAGACAAUCUCAAACUAUCCCGGAAAUGCAAAUGUAAAGUAUCUUACAUUGAAUCCUUCACGGAUUUAUACAGUGACAUAUAUUAUUAAUACUGUAGUGACGGUGUCAUGAAUAAAGAGAUCAUGUCGCGUGUGGUGAAGAAGAGGCAGGCGGAUCCAAAGGUGGUCCAGUACGUGUGGGCUGCCAUUGAGGUCAUCCGCAACCAGAAACAAAUUGCCAACAUGGACAGGAUCUCAAAGUACCUGAGCCGUGUGUUUGGCAUGCACCCCAAGGAGACAGCCAGGCAGCUGAGUCUGGCAGUGAAGGAUGGCCUGGUGGUGGAGACUCUCACUGUGGGCUGUAAGGGCUCCAAGGCCGGCAUUGAGCAGGAGGGCUACUGGCUGCCUGGAGACGAGCAGGAGCCGAAGGCCGAAGGAAGCAAGACGGAGAGCGAGCCGCAGGAGGAGGAAUGGGAGGCAGAGAGCCACGACUGGUAUUGCUUCGAGUGCCACCUGCCCGGAGAUGUGUUGGUGUGUGACAACUGCUUCCGUGUCUAUCACCUCAAAUGCCUGUCUGACGAGUACAAGCCCCGGGACAGUGGAUCCCACUGGCAGUGUGUGGUGUGCAGGGGUAGUAAAAAAAAGAACCUGAACAAGCAGGAGAUGUGCAAAUACCUGCGUUUUAUCAUUCAGCGCAUGAAAGAGAGGGCUGUGGACUUGAACAAGAAAGGCAAAGACACUAGACACCCGAUGUACAGAAGGCUCAUCCACACCGCGCUGGACGUCGCCAACAUUCAGGAGAACCUCACCGAGGGGAAAUACAAGAGCUUCGACGAGUUCAAGGCAGAUGCCCAGCUGAUCGUGCACAAUACCGCCAUUUUGUUUGGAGUGCAUAGUGACCAGGCUGAAAUAGCGCGGUUACUCUACAGUGACACAUGCCAUGAGUUAAACGAGUUAAUGCUAUGUAAGAACUGUUUCUACCUGUCCAACGCUCGACCUGACAACUGGUUCUGCUACCCCUGUACUCCUAAUCACGAGGUGGUGUGGGCUAAGAUGAAGGGCUUUGGCUACUGGCCAGCCAAGAUCCUGCAGAGAGAGGACAAUCAGGUGGACGUCCGCUUCUUUGGCCACCAGCACCAGAGAGCGUGGAUCCCGGCAGACAACAUCCAGGACAUCAAGGUGUCGGUGCAACAGCUGCAGGUGAAGCGCAGCGCGGGCUGGAAGAAGGCCUGUGAUGAGCUGGAGCUAUCCCAGCGUUUCCAGAGGGAGGGCCGCUUCUGGAAGACCAAGAUGGUGGAGAGGCUGGAGGAGAGGAGAGGAGAAGGAGAGGAGAGGCUGACAGAGAGGCCGGAGGAGGCCGAGUCCUCCAUCUCCUCCACCAGCAACACCAACGAGCAGGUCAAACAUAAAGCAGACAGACAGGCAGACCGAGACCGACAGACAGACAGUCAGGAGCCUAAAGCAAAGAAGAGCCGUCGCGGUCAAGCUCCAGAUCCCAAAGAGGAAGUCAGUGACCCGGAGCCUGAGAUAGAGGCUGUGAGCAGCAGCCAGGAGAUCCCCGUGACGACGCCCCACCAGCCAGAGAAGCUGUCUGUCUCCACGCAGACCAAGAAGGCCUCAGCAGCCUCGCCACGCUGCCUGCACCGCAGCACCCAGACCACCUCUGACGGAGCCUGCCAGAACAUGUGCCACGAGAAGUAUACCAAGAUCUUUAACGACGUCAAGGACAUGAUGAAGGCCGACAACAAGAGGGAGACGGAGCGUGUGGUUCGAGAGGCCCUGGAGAAGUUGCGUUCUGAGAUGGAGGAAGAGAAGAGGCAGGCGGUGAGCAAGGCGGUGUCGGGGGCCCAGGCUGAGAUGGAGAGAAAGUGUAAGAUGGUGAAGGAGAAGUGUAAGGAGGAACUGGUGGAGGAGGUGAAGAAGAUGGUGGCCCAGCACAAACAGCUACUCUCGACCACCAAGAAGAAGCAGUGGUGUUAUAACUGUGAGGAGGAAGCCAUGUACCACUGCUGCUGGAACACCUCCUACUGCUCCAUCAAGUGUCAACAGGAGCACUGGCACGCCGACCACAAACGCACCUGCCGUAGGAAGAGAUGAACAACCGCACCCCCUACCCUAGCUCGCCUUCCCAUUGGCUUGCCCCACUGUCACUCACCCAACCACACCCCUACCUGCCUUCCUGAACACUUUGUGGACCGAAUCUUUGCGCAACGUCUGAAAAAAUGGUCUCUUCAUUUUAUUUCAUUACAUUAUUAUUUAAUAUACCCAGUGUAUUGAUUUGUUUAGUUUUUUUCCGAAUCAAGACCAUGGCUCGAAUGCAUAGCAUGGUAUGAUUUUUUUAUUGUGCUAAUUUGACCUAUGUUGGAGAAUGUGUUAUUUAAGUUAGUAAUAACCAAUGAGCAUUAACUGAAUACAUUUUAUUACCUGAAUUUUUUUAUCACUUUUCUUACUGUAAAUGUUUAACAAUUAAUAUUACAGUCGAUUUUAAACCGUAAGUACUAUUGCAAUGUUGAAUAAGCUCUGCUUUCAUACAGAAAAUAUUUAAAAAAUGCUAUAAAAAAAAAAAACGAGGAAAAGAAACUUCAAAACGGUAAAUGUAGAUGAAUCAUGGUCAUUUAGCGUGAUUUUAUCAUGAACAUAGUUUGGUGAACAGCACCUUUUUAUUGUUUUUACAUGCAUCUCUCAUCUUCAAGUCACUUAAACAUCAUUGGGAACAGGGUUAUGAAGUCGGCUAUAAAGAAGCUGACAAAAAUCUUCCGUUUGUUAUUAUGCACAUUUUGGGUUGACUUUUUGAAUACAUUGUAAUUUUUAUGAAUCAAAGAAAAAGUGAAACAUUUCUUGGGGGAAUAUAUAGCAAUCUUUACUGAGCUGGAUCUUAGAGAGGUUCCUUCCUAAUUUGACAGUUUGCACAUUUCAUUUCUUUUCAUAACCCAAAUGCUUGUAAUAUUGCCAAAAACAACAUUUGUUGAACCUUAUCUUAACAGAGAAACUGUGUUGAGUGCUGUUUUUUCCCCCCCUCGUUUUAUUUUUUUGGUUGACAUCAGUGUUAUUGUGAUGUUCGCUGUAAGUACGCUUUUACAAUACUCAGUGACUAGUUAUGAGACUCUUCACUGCAUAUGCUGUAUUUGGUGGUUACUUUCUGUUUUUUCAACACCAUCCUCAUAUUCUGAGUAAAGAGAUGUGCAUGUUUGAUAGUUUCACUUUUUUAUUACUAGAAAAAAAGCUUGCAGAUUAUUUUGGUUUCCCAUAGACAAUGAAUACGGAUGGACCAAUAUAAAAUAUAUGCAAAUAUGAAUGAUCAGGCUUGUUAUCUUUUAGUCAUUUUUAUUUUUCUCUUACUGGAGUCUGGUGUGCAAUGUUAUCCUUUUCUUGUCUUGGAUCAUUUAUUAAAGGGUAAUGUAAUUGCCAAUUUUAUUUUGAACAGAAGUACUAACCAAGAGGCUACUUGGGAAGUCAGACAAUAUUGGAAGUCCAUGUGACUGUUUCCUUAGUUAUGAAGAGCCGACUGAACAGAGGAAAUGUCAUCACCUGCAUUCAUUCAUUUUAUUGCCUAGUUUUGGACACUCGGUUUUCAAUGAUGGCAACUCUCUUUUCCGUUAGCUCUGACAAGUGCAUCACUUUUCAGAACUAACACAAUUAUUUGUAUUAGUUAGAACAGUAUGAUUUAUUUUGAACAUUCUUUUUUUUUUCAAUUUAUUUUUCUCUUUCCUUAACCAUAUUCUAUGUUUUUGUUAUUUUUCAAUCAGAGAAGCAGCAUAAUGUUUAGAAGUAAUUAACAAACUGCUUGAUUUGGGACAUGUUUUAAUUAUGUUCUCAAUUUAAUCUUGAUGCACUCCCUCAGGAGACCAUGAACCGAAUCAUGCAUGCCCUGCACGAAUGCCACAAUCUCUCUUUCUCAAUCUCUCAUGGCGUUCUUAACAAAAUCAUAUUCUGUUUGUCAUGGUUGCACUACAUGUAAAUAAACUUGUUCUCUUACACCAUGUAAUUCUCAUGAGAUUAUAAGCUACACACACUGAUGGUACACUCUAAUGGAAGUUAUUUACAUGGCUGAGGUUUGCAACUCUAGUUCCCCACUGGCGCGCUGCCCUCUAUUUGUAAGGCUAAGAGAGAGGACUAAUGUAAUUGGGGAAUUAAGCUAUUUAUAAAUAUGUUAACUUGAAAACCAGCAGAACCCUGCAGUUGUCCCCUCACAUAUGGUCAACUGUCUAUCUAUUACUGAGGUGACGGACUGUCCAGACCUCAACCACUGCUCUUAAAAACAUACAUGUUUGGUCUUCAUUGUUACAAACACUUCUUUGUCUGGGCUUUGGAAAGUAUUACAUAGGGGGUUAAAUCCAAUUUGUGAAUUUUAUCGGCUUACUUCUACUACAGUAUGUAUUUUAUAUUUGUCCAUUCCUGUAUGAUGAUCAUUUGUGAUAUUUUCCCUAUGUGGAAAUAUUUUGAUGUCAUUCCAAUUUGUGUAAAGUAUUUCUGGUAACUUGCAUGAGUAAGAUGUGUGUAUUACAGUCCUUUUUUCAUGUUAAAAGACAGUUCCACUUCCUGAAAAUGAUGCAAUAUGACAAUGAUAUUUCCUUUUCCUCUGAAAUUGCAGUCUAGCAAAUUUUCUCACCAUUUAAUUGAUUAAAUACUAACUUUUUUGGUGAGGAAAAGUAAAGUUUACGGUCUCACCCAUGACUUCUAUACGAUUCUUUGACCUGGUCAACUUUUUCCCUGUCCAUAUGCACACUAUUAAUAGUGGCUUAACAUUUUCUAUACUCCCGGCAUUUUGUUUUACGCUUUAGCUAGCAAUAUGUAUAUACAUAUAUUCUAUGUGCUAACAUGGAGAAAUAAAUGUAUCAACAAGUUCA